UGUGGUCUUCAGCAUUUCCACGCACCAGGGGACAGCGGUGACCAUGAGUGGCUCCACAGAAGCCAGGAUGCAGCCUCUUAAUUCUUUGGAAGAUGACGAGUUGAUGGUCAGUGGCAGCAGGUAUUCUAUUAAAAGCUCAAGACAACGAUCAAAUUCUGGAAUCAAGAGUUUGUCAGGAUGCCUGGGACACAGCCAAGUACCCCUGGUCCUGCAGUUGCUCUCCUUCCUGUUCUUGGCUGGACUCCUGAUGAUCAUUCUUUUCCAAGUCUCCAAAACCCCAAACACCCAGGGGCAGGAGGAACCCAAGCAAGAGAAGCUCCUUCAGGAACUGACCCAGCUGACAGAUGAACUUAUGUCCAGGAUUCCCAUCUCCCAGGGGCAGAAUGAGUCUAUGCAGAAGAUCACUGAGCAAGUGACGCAGCUGAAGACUGAACUCCUAUCCAGGAUCCCCAUCUUCCAGGGGCAGAAUGAGUCCAUGCAAGAGAAGAUCUCUGAGCAACUGACGCAGCUGAAGGCUGAACUCCUUUCCAAGAUCCCCAACUUCCAGGUACAGGAUGAGUCUAAGCAGGAGAAGAUCUACCAAGAGCUGGUACAGAUGAAGACUGAACUCCUCCGCCUGUGUAGACUCUGCCCCUGGGACUGGACAUUCCUCCUAGGAAACUGCUACUUCUUCUCCAAGUCCCAACGUAACUGGAAUGAUGCUGUCACAGCUUGCAAAGAAGUGAAGGCUCAGCUAGUCAUCAUCAAUAAUGAUGAAGAGCAGACCUUCCUACAGCAGAUUUCUAAGGCUAAAGGAGCAACCUGGAUGGGCCUGUCAGACCUGAAGAAGGAAGCCACAUGGCUCUGGGUAGAUGGCUCUACUCUGUCAUCCAGAUUCCAGAAAUAUUGGAAUAGAGGGGAGCCCAACAACAUCGGUGAAGAAGACUGUGUCGAAUUUGCUGGGGAUGGCUGGAAUGACUCCAAAUGUGACCUCAAAAAGUUCUGGAUUUGCAAGAAGUCUGCAACCCCAUGCACUGAAGGCUAGCUCAUCUUAGCUUCUACCUUCAUGCUACUCUGCCAGGCGGGUGGACGUGCCUCACCUUCAUGUCAGCUGCUUCUCCCUGACUGUUGGCCUCAGGAUGUUGUAAAAGCCCUGGGAUUAUUUUUUUUCUUUUAUCAUAUUCUUCAUCCUCUGUGUUUAUCCUAGUCUCAUUUCUGUUGAUGUGAUAAAAUACUCUAACCAAAAAAAAAAAAAAAAAAAAAAAACCAACAACUAAGGGAGAAAGGGGUUUAUUUUACCUUACAUCCAGAUGACAGUCCAUCACUGCAGGGCAGUCAGGAUGGCAGGAACUUGAGACAACUGGUCACAUCACAUCAACAGUCAGGAGCAUACAGAAGUGUGUGUGAGCUAACUCACUCAUUUGUUUAUUCUCGGUUCCAUUUUUCUACUCCUACAAUUUAGGACCCCUGUCUAGGAAAUGGGGGACAACAUGCCAUUCAUAGUAGGCUGGAUGUUCCCAUUUCUGUUAACUUAAUUAAGACAAUCCCCCACAGACAUGUUCACAGGCCAACCCAAUGCAAGCAAUCCCCUACUGAGCCUCUUCCCAGGAGACUAUAGGUUGUGUCAGGUUGACAGUUAAGCUGUCACAAAGAAACUUGCUCGCUAUUGUCCUUUUGCUUUCAGAUUUCUCCUGCUUAGGGUUCAAUGUUGUCCCCCAUUUCAUUGUAGUCACCUGAUGUGGGAUGCAUUCAGGACCUGGGUGUUUUCUAUUAAUCUACUCCAUCUUUCUUGCUGAUAUACAUACACUCAAAGGCCAGAAGAAGACAUUGGUGUCCUCCUUGAUAGCUCUUCACCUUAUUCCCCUGAGACAGGAGUUAGAGUUCAUUAUUUUUCAGCAAGGCUGGCAACCUGAAAGAUCCAGCAUUUUCCUGUCUCCACUCACCUGCUAAGUGGAGUUACAGGAACGUGUGGCCAUGCAUGGCCUCUUACAAUUACGAGGACUCUAAGCUCAGGCCCUCUUUCUUGCACAUCAACACUCUUAGACACUGGGCAUCUCCCCAGCCCUUUAUCCAUUGUCAGGUAGUCGAGUUUCCUGUUGCUUUAAUAAAGUCCUGACAAAAUG
Arvicanthis niloticus (Nile rat) is the source of this 2102-nucleotide messenger RNA. The record is from RefSeq and is a predicted model, not a curated record. NCBI's taxonomy places the organism in Eukaryota, Metazoa, Chordata, Mammalia, Rodentia, Muridae.